AUGUCUUUGGACAACUUUAUUCGCUUAGCAGAUAGUUUGGUGGAAUUCGAUUCUGAGUUUAAUGAAAACAGACUUCCCAUAUCGUCAUGUCAUGCUGUGGAAGUUCAUAAACUUGAGAUCAAAUCCACAUGGUCUAGAAUUAAGACGGCAUAUGACAAAUUUUUAGCGGACAGAGAUAAUAACGACGACGAAGAUGAUAGCCCCGUUGAUUUAGACACGUUCCGUACUAAAUACAAGACCACCUAUAUAACUUAUUGUAAUCUGCUGGCAAAACUUUCGGAAUUAGCUGAGAAACUUCGACAAGAUGCUUCCUCCAAAUAUGAUAGUUCCCCUAUUCCUACACAUUCAAUAGAAAUCAGUCGCUUAAAUACGGAUUCUUAUAGUUUCAAUUUACCACCAUGUGAUAUUGAAGUAUUCAAUGGAGACUAUAUGCUAUGGCCUACAUUUCGUGACUUGUUCACGGCCGUAUACAUAAAGAAUUCCAGGUUAAGUUCUGUUGAGAAACUAUUUCAUUUAACACAAAAAACUUCAGGAGAAGCCCGUGAAAUUGUACAAAAAAGCCCAUUGACAAAUAUGGGAUUUGACUUAGCCUGGACUAAUCUUUGUACACGUUUUGAAAAUCGUCGAAUUUUAGUCAAUUUGCAAUUGAAAGUCCUUUUUAAUCUUCAGUCGAUUUCAUCCGAAUCCGGAAUUGCACUCAAACAACUGCAACGCGAUAUUAAUUCUAGUAUUUCGGCUCUAAAGAUGUACGAUAUCGAUGUUGAAAGUUGGGAUCCGAUAUUCGUUUUUUUGUGUUCAAAUCGACUCCCUGACACUACUCUUACAUUGUGGGAACAAGGUCUGACAGAUAAAACUAGCAUUCCUAAAUGGGCAGAUCUUGACUCAUUUCUGACAAAUCGGUAUCGGACACUUGAAUCUGUAGCAGAGUUGCGUAAAACAAAUACGAACUCCAAAGUAUCUCUUUCGACAAGAAAAAUUAACAGUUUUCAAAAUAAUAUAGCAGCUCCAAGAUGUCCUCUUUGCCCCAAUGAAUUUCAUGUAAUAAGAAAGUGUCCAAGGUUUUUAGAAAUGGAUUACCCUCAGAAAUUCGGUCUAAUAAAAAAACUAAGUCUAUGCCUAAAUUGUUUUUCAAAAUUACAUUUAGUUAAGAAUUGCAAUAGUAAGAAUAGUUGUGGUCACUGUAGAAAGCGUCAUAAUACCUUGCUUCACAGGGAUAACUCUGACCCUAACGAGUUAAGUGAAGGUACCACUUCAAAUUUAAACCCAAACUCAAUACCUUUCGUACAAAGUGAUAGUGAUCCAACUACAUCCACAACAAGUUCAGGAGUUUCGAUACAGAAUUGUUUUUCAAUGAAUUCGAAUGGUGUCCUUUUAGGAACUGCCAUAGUUAACAUUAGUCAUAUGGACAUAAAGUUUCGGGCACGUGCUCUAAUUGAUUCGGGAUCAGAGGGAACUUUGAUAUCCGAACGCUUGUUCAACCGAUUAAAAUUGCCAUUUAGGAAGACAACAGCUACAAUCUCAGGGCUAAACAAUACAGUAUCUGCUACUGUACGGAAAGAAUGUUGCUUUGGCUUAAGUUCUCCUUUGUAUAGUGGAAGUCAAAUUUCUGCAAAAGCUUUAGUUGUUCCCCAUUUAGCAGAAAAUAUUCCGUCACAAACAUUUCUUCCUUCAUCAUUCUCGGACUUACCUAAAAUUCCUCUUGCUGAUCCUUUAUUUCAUAACAGUGCGAAAAUUGACAUUUUGUUAGGUGGCGAUUUGAUUCCUUCAAUUAUGUGUUCCGGAGUAAGGACGUCUGUUUGUGGAUCUUUAAUGGCUCAAGAGACCAUAUUUGGCUGGAUUCUAACAGGGCCCGUUUCGACAAAAUCUACAAGUUCAAAUUCAAAUAUUGUUUCUUAUUUCUGUGAAAUUGCUUUGGACAAGGAAAUUUCCAAAUUUUGGGAGGUGGAGGAUCUUCCUCGGGAAAGGUUUAUAUCUCCAUCAGACAAAAAGUGUGAGGAAUUAUUCAAAAUGACGACAAGGAAAAGUCCGGAAGGAAGAUAUAUCGUUUCUUUACCCUUCAAGGAGGGAUAUCCUGAGAAAUUGUGCUUAGGUAAAUCUCGGAAUAGUGCUUUGGCUCAAUUUUUUCGGAAUGAAUCUAGACUUCUCCGGGACCCAUCGUUAAAAUCGGAGUAUGAUAGAGUCGUCCAAGAAUAUGAAGACUUAAAUCAUAUGUCCAAAGUUUGUGAUGAGUCCUUAAAUGAGUCCUUGACCUACUAUCUUCCUCAUCAUGCCGUCAUAAAGCCCGAAAGUACUACCACUAAAGUUCGUGUAGUAUUUAAUGCCUCAUCCCCGUCAUCAAAUGGUUUAAGUUUAAAUGAUAUUCUAUACCCGGGUCCUAUUUUACAAAGGUCAGCUGGUUUUUCUUUACGGAAAUGGACAGCCAAUGUGAAAGAUAUUCUCGCCGAUCUCCCCUCAAAUCACUUACUUCAUGAAGACUUCUUGGAUUUCGAUGAUAGAAGUACAGCGAAAACAUUGGGCAUUAGAUGGAAUGCGGGCUCAGAUUCUUUUUACUUUGUUCCAACAGAAUUCACCGAGCCUUUGAAGUUCACUAAAAGAGAAGUUUUGUCACAUAUUGCCCGUUUGUUUGAUCCAGCUGGAUGGCUGGCCCCGUGCGUUAUCGUGGCAAAAAUAUUGAUGCAACAAAUAUGGGCAGAAGGAACUGGUUGGGAUGAAGUCUUAUCUCCUCAAUCACUUGCCCAAUGGAAAAUAUUCCAAUCGAAUUAUUCGUACAUAAAAGAUAUUCAUAUUCCUAGAUGGAUAAAUUUUGUUCCGAACUCCAACAUUCAAUUUCAUGGAUUCUGCGAUGCCUCUGAAAAGGCCUAUGCAGCGGUAUUGUACAUACGAAUAUCGAACAAUGACACUGUAUUCACACAUUUGAUCUCUUCAAAAACUAAAGUGGCUCCUUUAAAAACUAUUUCUAUACCACGUUUGGAACUUUGUGGAGCUGCCCUUCUCGCGGAAAUGAUUGAUUCACUUCUUCCAAAACUGGACAUCGAAAGAUAUGAAACUGUUUGCUGGACAGAUUCCACGAUCGUUCUAUCUUGGUUGGCUAAACCUCCGUGUUUCUGGCAAACCUUUGUCGCGAAUAGAAUAUCGAAAAUAUGUCAAAUUAUCGAUCCUUCACUUUGGCAUCAUGUGGCAUCGGAAAACAAUCCUGCUGAUAUUGCAAGUCGUGGCGUUUUGCCGCAAGAAAUGGUUCAUAAUGAUCUUUGGUGGAAAGGACCUACAUUUCUCCGAUUUCCAAAUGAAAUGUUUCAGGAUUUUGAUCAUAUUCUAGAAACAGAUCUGGAAAAGAAGCCAACAAGG
This is a messenger RNA of Lucilia sericata (common green bottle fly), 3345 nucleotides long. RefSeq lists its product as uncharacterized. The annotation marks the transcript as partial. Lineage: Eukaryota; Metazoa; Arthropoda; Insecta; Diptera; Calliphoridae. The transcript has 2 exons. The record is from RefSeq and is a predicted model, not a curated record.